GAAGGUAAACCAAAGAAUGUCCUAACACUCCAACUUUUAAAUUUCAACUCCAAUGCAACAUAGCAUACAGAGGAAACAACCUGCACCCAACAACAUGCACUGAAGCCAAGAAAACAGAAGCAGCAGCAGCAGCAGCAGCACUGUCAAAUCUCUGAAAUGUGUAGCACCUCUACAAAGUCAGUGUCACAUUAACGGAGUCGGUCAACACAUCCAGCAGCCACAAAGACAGUCAGUCAGUCUGACGGUCACAAAGGGAGCAGCUCGCGUCGGUCUGAAUGUGAGGUGAACUCAGCAGACAGGAAGAGAUGCGGAGAGUUCGGAGAAAAGGAGGGAACAAAGAGAAGGUGUUUGGAUGUGAUCUGCUGGAGCACCUGAACGCCUCCUCUCAAGAGAUACCUCUGGUCUUGCGAUGCUGCAGUGAGUUUGUUGAGAAACAUGGAAUCGUGGAUGGGAUCUACAGGUUGUCUGGAGUAUCGUCCAACAUACAGAAGCUAAGGGGGGAGUUUGAGAGCGAUGGGAGUCCAGAUCUGAACAAGGACCUGUACCUGCAGGACAUCCACUGUGUCAGCUCUUUGUGUAAAGCUUAUUUCAGAGAGCUGCCCAACCCUCUGCUCACAUACCAGCUAUAUGACAAGUUUGCUGAGGCCGUGGCCAUCCAGCUGGAGGAGGACAGGCUGGUAAAGAUCAGAGAUGUGCUGAAAGAACUUCCAAACCCACAUUACAGGACUCUCGAGUUUCUGAUGCGCCAUCUUGUCAGAAUGGCCUCAUAUAGCUCAGAGACCAACAUGCACUCCAGGAACUUGGCCAUUGUCUGGGCCCCCAAUCUGCUCAGGUCAAAGGACAUUGAGGCGUCUGGGUUUAAUGGUACCGCAGCCUUCAUGGAGGUCAGGGUUCAGUCCAUCGUGGUGGAGUUCAUCCUCACACACGUCCCUCAGCUGUUUCCCGAACAAGGUGUAUCAAAUGAGAGAAGGAAUUCCCUCCCCUCCCCGUCAGCAGCGUCCGGUCAGGAGGAAGGGUUUUUCAAAUCCGCUCCCAUUCAGCCCUUCCCCAACUUUGGUAAUAUCAGUCCAGGAGACGGUCCUCUAGCCAUAAGACCCUACCACGCCAUCAUUGAAGGCACAGACAAGAGGAAAGGAUCUCUCAAAGGCAGGAAGUGGAUGUCCAUCUUCAACAUUGGAGGACGAUUCCAAGACCCACGGCGGAGGCACAAACACUCAUCCAAAGAGAAAGACAGGCCAGCUUUGAGACCAGCCAGAAGCAUGGACUCCCUCAGCACCCAGGCGUUUCCAAAUGAAGGUUCCAGACGUCCUGCCCAGCGCCCUCCUUCCACCAGCAUCCCCACAGCAUCUCCCCUCGUCACUCCCAACCCCCAGUCAUGCUCGGAGGUCACGUCUUCCCCCGGUGCAAUAGGUGGCAGUGAAUAUGCAGUGACCUACCGCAGGGGAACAGGGUUAGUAAGCGGGGGCGCAGGGACCCAGGGCACCUACACUGCCCUUGACCCUGAAGGUUCAGGAGUCACAGGCAAUGAAUCUCUUCAGUCCAGAUCCCCAGGACUCUCCACUAAAGUAGGCCGAAGAGCAGCCAUGCACAUCACAGGGCCCACCCUGGUUACUGUGCCCCUGCAUAUCACCUCUAACCUAGCAUUAGGGGUGCUGCAAGGGGGCGGUGGCAACAGGGUCAUCCAUCGUGGCAGGGAUAAGGACGGAGGCGACAGGGUGGAAGGUAAGGAGGGAGGAGAGAAGGUGGAGAGCAAGGAGAGCAGAGCGAUGGAAAGGAAGGUGGAAGAAGGCAGAAAGGUUCAGGAAGAGGAGAAGAAUUGCAGUGGGAAAGUGACGGACAGGGAAGGAGUCGAGGAUGCGGAAGGGAAGGCAGGGGUAGGCGGUGGUGGGGAGGAAGAAGGUGAAGUAAAGAAAGAGGAGGAUAAGGAGGAAGAGGAGGAGGUCAGAGAAGGACGUACAUGGAAGCCGGAGGUGGUGAUGGGAGGUCAAGAUGCUGAGGAAGAUAAUGAUGAAGAUGCUGUGGAUGAUGACAAGGAUGUCGAUUAUGACUACAUAGACAUGAAAGGGGUGAAGCCAGCUGAUUUACAGCCAGCGGUGACUCAGUGUGUUGAUGCCUCUGUGUUUGACGCUUCCGACAUCCUCAACUCAACUGAAGUGGAGGAGGAUGACCAGGGGCUGUCUGGCUACGUUCAAGAUAACUUUGAUUUCCUGGACCAAAUGGACUGCAGCGCCCAGGACCAUAUGGACUGCAGUGUCAACUACCAGGUGAGCGAGUUCUCUGUUGAACCUCCUGGCUACUCAGAUGAUGAGUAUGAAGUUAUGGCGCAAGGUCAGCCUUCCCAUCGUCCUGCAGCGCUACAGAUGUACCUGCAAGCGGACCCUGAAACACACACCCAGAGUCAGACACAGUUAAAUCCACACAGGCCACUCAGCCUCGACAUAAACAGCCGACACACUAAAUCCCUCAGCUUGCCUUACAUGACCUCACCUGUCCGCGGACCAGAGGAUUCGGGCUCUGAAGAGGAGGAUGCAGGGGACGACAGUGAUGAUAACAUUUACAGUAGUGACGACGACGAUGACAGCAUGUUUGUUAAAAGCCUCCCCCCUGAUUUCUUUUUAAGCAAUUUGACUGACUUUGAACCAGACACUGAUAAACAAGACUGUUGCACCCAUGAUGGAGUACCUAUAACUCAAUUACAGAGCUCUGAGGAAAGAGAAUGCCAGUCGCUAAACCUUGAAUUUUCUGCAUGUAAAGAAUCAACUGCUGGAGAGCGAGAGCAGGUAGAAGUGAAAGAUAAAGAAGAUAUAGAUGGACUGGAUGAAAAGGAGACAACAAAGAAGGAAGACGUGGAAAACAAUAGGCAAAGCAAAGCAACAGACGAAGACUGCAGUGUCAUGGAAGAUACUCCAAGUGACAAAGAACAACCUCCCACCUCAGAAGCAUCAACGCACUGCUUUGCUGAGCAUCCGCUGACGGGCAACGAUGAAUCAAGCGCAAUGGCUGACAUUACGGUCGAGGAGGAGAAGGAAGCGGUUGAUAAUCCUGACGGUGAUUAUCCACCUUGUGAUGGGGUUUCUUGUGGCACGUGGAAAGAAAGAGACAAUGAUGAGGGAGAGGAUGAAUGCAAAGAGACAGAGGACACAGAAAUGGUUCUGGAAAUGAAAGAAAGUGAUGCUGACAUGGGGGAAGAAACCACAGAGGAGGCCAAUGAAGUGUCAGCUGACCAAGAACAUGCAGAAAAGAUGCAGGAAGGUGGCGAAGAGCAGGAUAGUGCAUUUUGUGGGACAAGCAGCGAAGUCUGGAAUGAACUUGAGGAUGUUAUAUGUGAGGUGAUAGAGGAUGAGGAAAGUAAGCGUGUUCAGAAGAAGGGCGCAAGAGAAAGUGUUGCUGGGGAGGGAGAUACGCUCAAAGAAGUCAAUGGAGAGGAGGAAGAUCAGAUAGAAAAUGUUUCAGGAGAGAAAAUGGUGGAAGUUGAAGAAGGAGGGACAAACAAGGCAGAGGUUGGAGUAGAAGUAGUGGAGGAAUCAAUGGAGACAACUGAAGAUAUGCACGCAGAUCCGGAGAUGCAGCAAGAGUUUGAUGAGAAAGAGACAAACUUACCAAAUACAAGUGAACUAGAUGAAGCAAUUCAAGGGAAACACGGCAUCUGCAACGAAGCACAGCGACACGACAGUGGAGAGGUGGUUUCAAAAGAAAAAGAGAACAGUGACAAAGAGAGAGCUGAUGAGCAGCGAAGAACAACUGAAAUAAAUAAACAACUGAAAGAGGUCAGGUCUGAUAUGAAGGAAUUGACAGAGGACAGAAAGUGUGAGGAAAGUGACAGCAGCCAAGGAGGGGUAGGAAGGAAGCUGGUCAUCUCCAAACAUCCGAAGGUUUACCAAGUAAAAGCAGUGCCGGUCGUGCCUCCGAAGCCGCAGCACUGCAGAUUCACCGCAUUGAGCCUCCGAAAUCAGCAGCAGCAGAAAGACAGAAGAGACGCCGACAGAGGGAGGGAAAACACGCUGAAGGCCCCGACAGAGCAGGACAAAGAACACGGGGAUAAAGACGAGGACGGCGAGGACGAGGCCAGUGGGAAAAGGGAGAAGCCAACACUCAGGGGAGGGGAGAAAGAAAGGGACAAGAGGAGGGAUGGGGAUGAAAGUGCCACAAACAGAAACAGUCCCCUCAGCAUGUGUUUUGAUGAGGCCGUUGCCAAAGCAACCAUGAGGCGAGAAAAAGAGAAAGAGUGCGAGAAGGAGAGGCAGAGAGAUUGGGGAAGUGAAGUAGAGAUGUCUUUCCCCUCCUCAUUUGGUGCGCAGGCCGCAGCCAUCAUGGAUGUGUUAGCGAAAGCUGCGGUAGCCGAAAUAACGAAGCUGGUGGAGGACGGGACUGUGGUUCUGCACCUGGAGAUGUGUCGGAGGGACAGCGAGAUUCAGGAACUCAAAAGAAGUUUGAAGCUGAUGGAGGUUGAACUCUGCAAAGCUCAAGAAGCAGCCACGACCCGAGCUACAGAGGACAAACAGGAGCGAACAGCAGCCGCGAAUCAGGUCCCCCGAAAAGACAAAGAAGAAGAUCCGGAAACAUGUGCAGUGUAUCUGAAACCAAAGGCUGCUGAUUCACUCUGCGAACCACAACAUGGAACAGAGGAGAACUGUGACAUGAGGCCAGCGGUGAAACACGAACCGGCGGAUGAACUUGCCACCCAGGAAACAACAGACAGCACCGGAACAUUUGACAUUUGCUUUGAGGCGGUAGAGCGAGACGACCCAAUCUGGCCUCCUCCUGCUUGUAGCAUGUUUGAGAAAGGCUCUGUUGCACUGCAGCAGCACACACAGAUUUUCACCCCUCAUCCUGAGCAAUAUGCUGCUCAUAGAAAUACAGAAAGUUCCUAUAACUCUUCAACUGAAACUGCAGACGAUUCCUUAAGUUUGCCGAUAAAAGUAGAGGUAGAGAUUCGACCUAUGUGCAUGGCAAGUACCACUUCAGAGUAUGCUCCUAAUGAACUGUUCACACAUGCUUCGCACCCUGCAGUCAAUCAGAACCAGUGCUUGCAGUCUGCUCCGCAACAGGCUGGGUCGUCGCUAGCCUCGCUGCAUGCGCAGAGGUCCACGGCAGAUACGUUAGGACCGAACACAGAAGGUCACAUCCUCAGCAGGAACAACCCGAGAGCAAAAAGGCUAAUGACCGUUUGGAGAACAAAUCAAAGACUGUUCAUCUGCUCGGUCUGCAACAAGGGUUUCCCCCGCCUCUCCCAGCUGGAAGAGCACAAGGCCACCCACCAACCCUUUAAGCCUUUCAGGUGCCUCGAGUGCGGGAAGUCUUUCACCCAGAAGACCCGGCUGAAGACGCACCAAAGUGUGCACACGGGUGAAAGGCCAUUUAGUUGCAAAAUCUGCGGCAAGAUGUUUUCGAGGCAGGACAAUUGCUUGAGACACGAGCGGUUCCACAGUGGCCUGAAGCCGUACAGCUGUGGGCAGUGUGGUAAAAGCUUCACGGUGCUGGGUAACCUCAAAAUACAUCAAGAGAUUCACCUGCAGGGGAGCGUUGCUCUGCGGGCUCAGAUUGCCUCCGUAAUCGACGCCUUGUCCAAAGCAGCCGUGGCAGAAAUCGCCAAAGUUGUGGAAGAUGGCAUGGUGGUGCUGCGGCUGGAAAUGUGUCAGCGGGAAAAUGACAUCAAGAAGCUGAAGAGCAACAUCGAGGUUCUGCACAGCGAGCUGAGAUCAGCGCAGCAGAGAGCGACCCUGCGACCCGACAAGAGAGAUGGUGAGAUGGACCUGACACAGACGGACCUAAGGGCCUUGUGGAGCCAGACACUGGACAAAGCAACAGACGAAGACUGCAGUGUCAUGGAAGAUACUCCAAGUGACAAAGAACAACCUCCCACCUCAGAAGCAUCAACGCACUGCUUUGCUGAGCAUCCGCUGACGGGCAACGAUGAAUCAAGCGCAAUGGCUGACAUUACGGUCGAGGAGGAGAAGGAAGCGGUUGAUAAUCCUGACGGUGAUUAUCCACCUUGUGAUGGGGUUUCUUGUGGCACGUGGAAAGAAAGAGACAAUGAUGAGGGAGAGGAUGAAUGCAAAGAGACAGAGGACACAGAAAUGGUUCUGGAAAUGAAAGAAAGUGAUGCUGACAUGGGGGAAGAAACCACAGAGGAGGCCAAUGAAGUGUCAGCUGACCAAGAACAUGCAGAAAAGAUGCAGGAAGGUGGCGAAGAGCAGGAUAGUGCAUUUUGUGGGACAAGCAGCGAAGUCUGGAAUGAACUUGAGGAUGUUAUAUGUGAGGUGAUAGAGGAUGAGGAAAGUAAGCGUGUUCAGAAGAAGGGCGCAAGAGAAAGUGUUGCUGGGGAGGGAGAUACGCUCAAAGAAGUCAAUGGAGAGGAGGAAGAUCAGAUAGAAAAUGUUUCAGGAGAGAAAAUGGUGGAAGUUGAAGAAGGAGGGACAAACAAGGCAGAGGUUGGAGUAGAAGUAGUGGAGGAAUCAAUGGAGACAACUGAAGAUAUGCACGCAGAUCCGGAGAUGCAGCAAGAGUUUGAUGAGAAAGAGACAAACUUACCAAAUACAAGUGAACUAGAUGAAGCAAUUCAAGGGAAACACGGCAUCUGCAACGAAGCACAGCGACACGACAGUGGAGAGGUGGUUUCAAAAGAAAAAGAGAACAGUGACAAAGAGAGAGCUGAUGAGCAGCGAAGAACAACUGAAAUAAAUAAACAACUGAAAGAGGUCAGGUCUGAUAUGAAGGAAUUGACAGAGGACAGAAAGUGUGAGGAAAGUGACAGCAGCCAAGGAGGGGUAGGAAGGAAGCUGGUCAUCUCCAAACAUCCGAAGGUUUACCAAGUAAAAGCAGUGCCGGUCGUGCCUCCGAAGCCGCAGCACUGCAGAUUCACCGCAUUGAGCCUCCGAAAUCAGCAGCAGCAGAAAGACAGAAGAGACGCCGACAGAGGGAGGGAAAACACGCUGAAGGCCCCGACAGAGCAGGACAAAGAACACGGGGAUAAAGACGAGGACGGCGAGGACGAGGCCAGUGGGAAAAGGGAGAAGCCAACACUCAGGGGAGGGGAGAAAGAAAGGGACAAGAGGAGGGAUGGGGAUGAAAGUGCCACAAACAGAAACAGUCCCCUCAGCAUGUGUUUUGAUGAGGCCGUUGCCAAAGCAACCAUGAGGCGAGAAAAAGAAAGAGUGCGAGAAGGAGAGGCAGAGAGAUUGGGGAAGUGAAGUAGAGUGAAGGUUUGUUUUGUUUGUAUAUUGAUUUAAACUGAUUUGACUGUACAAACUAUUUUUCUAGGUGUAGCAUCAAUGGCUGUAUUUUUCCUGUACUGACUGAGGAUUUUCUUUCAGUUUAAAUUACAACCACAGUAUUGUCAUCGCAAUGCUACUAAAGAUGUGUUAGGUGUUUUUUUUCAGCCAUGCACAAACUUAAUGUGCAGCCAGGAAACGAAAUGGGUUUUUGAAGGUAUUAUUUGGAGGGACAGAGAGACAUUGGAAGCUGACAGGAAGUGAGGGACGUGAUCCUCGGCCAAACUCAAACCGUAGACGAUGCAACGACUGGGUCAGUGUUAAACCCCUAGGUCACCAGGACGCCACGUCAGGUAGCUAAUAAAUGAAUAGCUGCAAUUGUGCUAUCUGCUCUUUAAGUUAAACAAAACUGAAACUGAAAGCAAAGACACAGGUGAGAUUAAAGGUAUAGUGCUGCUGAAACAUGUUGAAGAAGAAAUGUUUGACAAUCAAUCUGAAUGAACUGGUGUUUUCUAUUUCAAGCCAGAACUUCUUUAUCUUCAUUAUUUUGGGUCUGUAAAACAAAACAUCCCACCAUUUGAUAAAUCAAUUUUGAUCCCCCAAAAUGGAAAAGCCUUAAAUCCAGCUCACUCCUGUUUGCACUAGUCUAAUUUUACAAUACUUUGUAAUUAUAUAAAGUAUAUGUUUGUCUGCAGUAUGUAUAAUAAACAGUUGGCAAGCAUGUAGCCUAGUUAAAUGGUAGAUUUUAAAGAGCAGGGAUGAUGAAUGGAAUGUAUCAUGAUAAAUAUAAUGUCUGCAAAAGUCACGUUUUUUUGUUGAUGUUGUGAAUAAAAAGAUGUUUCCAA
Micropterus dolomieu (smallmouth bass) is the source of this 8056-nucleotide messenger RNA. RefSeq lists its product as uncharacterized. Lineage: Eukaryota; Metazoa; Chordata; Actinopteri; Centrarchiformes; Centrarchidae. The record is from RefSeq and is a predicted model, not a curated record. Gene Ontology annotation, molecular function: GTPase activator activity. Gene Ontology annotation, biological process: small GTPase-mediated signal transduction.